ACAACGAACAAUGGGACUGUGACACAGGGGUCGCUCUCCCGGCGGCAGGGCGGCUCUUUGUCCCCUACCCUGCCCCCUGCUCCUUCUCCCCCCAUCUCCACCCAGGUCCCCUGCCGGAACUCGCGGAGGGGCUGCGUCUCCACUCCAGCCCCGGCCUGUGGCUCUGUCGUCCGCGCACGGGGAGGGCCAGGGCCUCGCCCGCCGUGUCCCGGAGCACUGUACCCCUAUUCCUUGCCCCGAGGGGACGAGGGCGCCAGGAACGUGCCCCCGCCCCGAACGGCGCUCAAAGCACCACUCCCCGCCCACCCAGCCGCCGGUCCCGGGGACUCCGGGGAGAAUCUGCGAUUCGCGAGGUGAAGACCGCUGGGGACAGUGGAGAAAGGUCUCCCACUGGGACCUUAACACGGGGGUUGCAGGGCGCCGAGCCGGCGGCAGAACCCCCUCCCAACCGCAGCCUCGCCCCUUCCCACAGCCUGUGAGUCUGCCUCGUUAUCCCCGUGUCCCCGAAGAGCAUUUACGUCUCGUCUGCUGAGAGCAGAGGGGAGGGGGGUGUCGGUCCCCCAGGACCUGCAAGGAGAUAAAACCCGCGCACUCGACCGUGAGCAGCCACAGCCGGGAGCGCGCGCCCGCGCCGCAGCUGAUGUCCCCAUUUACAGUCGCUCAGCCAUUCACCCGACAACCGCGUUCGCAGCGCCUACUGUAGGCCAGACCUGUUCUAGACUCCCAGGGGUUUCUGCAGGGGGCGACCGCAGAGGCCACGGGCCUCUGUGGGGAGAAACGGAGAAAAGAUAAACAAAUUAGAUAGCUGUGAGACUGUGGUAAGUGCUGUGCAGGGGAUUCAGACAAGCUGCUGUCACAGAAAGUGAUAAUCAGUCACUUUAGAUCCCAUGGUCGGGGAGGACCUCUGAGGAGGUGCAUCUAAUCUGAGAUCUGAAAGUAAAGAAGGACAAAGAUAAAGAAGGGCGCUCUAGGUGGAGGGACCAGUUAGCACAGAAGCCCUAGAGUUGGCCUGUUAGUGGAAGGCCAGUGUGGCUGGGAAUGGGCCAAGGAAGAGGGGUGAGAGAUGAGACCACAGGGGACAACUCCUGCCUGAUUCUCAGGUAGCUAGGAAAGCAGUGGGCAGUUAGCAGGAAGCGGUAUGACCUGAUUUACCUUUUAAGAGACUCACUCUAGGCCAUAUGUGGAAAAGGGAUUGGGGGUGAGGGGCGUGCACAGAAGUGCAGAGUCAGUACCUCCUUCCCCCCACUCCCAUCCACCCCUCUCUGCAGGUAGAUGUUCAGGAGAGGGGGGUGGGAAGAGCAUAGGCCUGAGGGGCAUAGCUUUGAGGAUUAAGCCCAGGGGAGCGGAUGUUCCCCCAGACACUGGCCCUGGUAAGCCAGCUCCUGGCUCCUGGGUGGAGGGGCCCUUCUCCCCGCUGGGGCGCUGUGCUCCACAGGCCCAGCUGAGUUUGGGUUUGGAGAGGAAAAGGGUUUCAGCUUAUACUUGGGGAUGCGGGGCGUCCUCACCCCAAGAAGCCAGAUUAAACAGCUCCCUGGGGCUCCCCGCUCCCGAUGAAGCCUGUGCACAGACCUGCUCCUGGGAGAAUCAGAGGUGAGCACGACACAUGGCUCACUAGGGAAGUCUCGGGCAGGGUUAGCACUGCACUUGUGGGAACCCCCUCCCCAUUUGCAUGGGACUCCUCGUGGUAUUCCCCUGGUCCUCCGAGCUGAACUUUCCGAGAGAAAAACGAAGCCUCCAUCUAGACGAGGUUUGUUUGCAUCAUCUACAGACUGUGGGACCAAGGGUCCCCUGGCCUAGUGUCCCACAAGAGCGUCCCUAACAUCACUGUGGUGCAGCAAAGACAAAGUGCUAGAGAUGAGGCCUCUGGGUGGCUUGAGAGGAGGUCUGCCCCCCACACCAUGGCUGGACAGGUUAGGGCAGAGCAGGAGGGGAUGGCGGGAGGUUGAGAAGGCCCAGAGCUGAGACAGGCUCCUGAAGCAAGAGGGACCAUCUAAGCCAGAGCCACACAGCCCCACAAAGGGCCCACAUCCCCCAGGGUCCAGCAGGAGGUGUCAAGUCCCCUAGAGUAGUCCCCACAGUCCAACAGACUCUGGACCCCAAGCCAGGCGCUUGGAAAUGCCACAUAUCUGCAUUUUUAGCCCCUCAGGCAUGAGAAGCCCUGCCUUGUCAUGAAAACUAAAACCAGAUCAUGGACCUCAAACACAGUCAUUCGCUAGAUACCCAGUCAAAGUAGUGUGGGUCUUUUAAAAAAAUAAAGAUGUACCACCAAUCCCCCAUUUUUCCUCCAGAAUCUCCUAGACUGCAUGUGUCCAUUUAAAGCCACACAAAUGUUUUUGAGAGCCAGCUGGGGUGAGAGCCAGUACCCUAACACAGAGUAGACAAAAUAUUCCAAAAUGCAGGGGCUGUGAACCCGGGAAAUGAUACGGGCUUGGCCCCAGUGGUGAGCAAUUUUCUCUCCACUGGGAAGGGAAGGGGCUCUGUAACUCUCCUGUGUGGCUGGGGCCCUGAGCACAGACCCCAGUGCAGGUUACCAUCUGGUGUUUGCUGAGUGAAUGUGCGACCCUUUGGCGCAUGACAAACUGAGUCUGAACCCCUCACUUUGAAGGUGAGGAAACAGCUCAGGAAGGUCACUUUCAUUGCCCAAGGUCACUAUCAUUCACUGGUUUACUAAACACAAAAAUAUUACGUAAGACUUUAUCCACAAAUGCAUAUAUAUGUGCAAUCAUAUAUACGUUGUAAAUUGCACCACAAAAGAGAUGAGCAGAACACAUCAUUAUGAGGGCAUCCUGAGACACUGGGAGCCGCUUCCUGGAGGAGGUGACGCUGGAGUUGAUUCUUGAAGAAUGAGUAGGAGUUUGCCAGGUUGUUAGGAGGGAGGAGAGGGUCAGGAUACUCCAAGUGGCGGGAACAACACAAACCAAGGCGCAAGGUGAGCGACAGUGAGCCAUGCGUGCAGACGCAGCCAUGCCUCACUGCUGGAGUAUAUGGGUGGAGCUGGGCGGCAAAGGGUUCCGUGAGCCAUGGGAGGGCAUAUAGCCCUCUCCUUGAGGCUUUGAUAGACAACAACAGCAACAACUAUAAUAAUAAUCCACCACACCAUUUACCAGCGCGCCAUCUGAUUCUAAGCCAGCCCUCACGUGAUGGUUUUAACAGCCCUAGGUGAUGGUGUCAUUAGCCCUUCUAGCAUUGAAUGUGGAUUCCUGUUGGCUUGGUUGGUGGUUUCCACGAAGCUAAGGUCACCGAGUGUGAACUUAUGGGCAAUGUUCAGAGGCCAAGGCCUCUGGUGUGGCCAGCGGAGGGCUGUGUGGUAGCCGAAUAUCUAUAAUGCCCUUGGCAAAGUGACUGUAAUUAUUACGUGCCCACGCGUGCUAGGGUUUGACACAGAUGGUCUCACUGAGUCCUCACUGCAGCCCUGUGAGGUAGCAGCUCUCCUGUUACAAAGGGGUAAACUGAGGCUCACAUGGGUUAAGUCACUUGUCCAAGGUCACACAGCUAGCAAGUGAGCGAGCUGGGAUUCAAACCCAGGGCCAUCUGAGCCCAAGAGUGCAUCUUCCCCCACAGACUACUGUCUCCUGCGCCCAAUUGCUCCUUCUCACAGAGGAAGACUGGACCUUUCCCUGGGACCCUGGUUCUCUCACGCUGGGGACCUGCCCUGUGCCAGGACCACGGCCACCCCCCGGCUUCCUCCUGCUUCAGGACUUCCACGCUGUGACCAAGCCAGAGACACACUAAGAAGAGCUCUCGCAAAGCUCUCGAGAGGUCCCGUUUGGGGGAUCAGGGACCAGCGAUGCACAAGACGGCUGCCUAGAACCACUGAUGUCACAGGCAAAAGCCUCAAGGUUAAUUUGAGGGCCGUGGGAGCCACAGAAGAGCACAGAGCGGAAGAGAGACCUGCCAGAUUUGUUGAAUAGCACAGGACAGGAGGAGAGGUGAGCGGGGUCACAGGCGACCUCAGCUUCUUGUCCCCAUAUUCCAAACAAGGAGGAUGGAGGAAAAGGCAGUGUCUAGAAUUCCAAGAUGCAGAGGUCCAGCCCAGAUACUUUUCUCCCUCCGACUAUCUGAGGGCUUUGACCUGAUCCCUUCUGGACAUGGUGUGGCCACCAGCGGGAUGAGGCAGCUCCAUGGAGCCCCCUGGUGGCCUAAGGAGUUGUUGCGGCCACAAGGGCCGGGGACAGGUUCACUCCUGGACACCCACUGAACUAGGACCUUUCUUGUGACCCAGACGGAUGCCAGGAGCUUCUCUGGGUGCCAACAGGGAAACGUCGUCUCCCAACAGCCUUGUACUGAGGGCGUCACCCCCAUGUUAUAUGUGGACACCUGGAGGGGACAGUCCCAUGUCAUCAGGCUGCUGCUGAAAAUCCAUUGUCAGGGAAACAAGUAACAGGCAGACCGAAUGCUCGCCCUAUGCGGCCCAUCUGUACGAUGCCGAGGACCCGUCCACGCCCCUGCGGACGGUGCCCGGGCUCUGCGAGGACUACUGCCUGGACAUGUGGCAGACCUGCCGGGGCCUGUUCCGCCACCUCUCGCCGGACCGUGAGCUCUGGGCGCUGGAGGGCAACCGUGCCAAGUUCUGCCGCUACCUGACCCUGGAUGACACAGACUACUGCUUCCCAUACCUGCUGGUCAACCAGAACCUCAAUUCAAACCUGGGCCGCGUGGUGGCCGACGCCAAGGGCUGCCUGCAGCUCUGCCUGGAGGAGGUGGCCAACGGGCUGCGCAACCCCGUGGCCAUGGUCCACGCCCAGGACGGCACCCACCGCUUUUUUGUGGCUGAGCAGGUGGGGCUGGUGUGGGCCUACCUGCCCGACCGCUCGCGGCUGGAGAAGCCCUUCCUGAACAUCAGUCAGGCCGUGCUCACCUCGCCCUGGGAGGGUGAUGAGCGAGGCUUCCUGGGCAUUGCGUUCCACCCCCGUUUCCGGCACAACAGCAAGCUCUACGUCUACUACUCCGUGGGGGUCGACUUCGACGAGUGGAUCCGCAUCAGCGAGUUCAGGGUUUCGGAGGAUGACGCCAACACCGUGGACCACGACUCUGAGAGGAUAAUCCUGGAGAUUGAAGAACCAGCCUCGAACCACAACGGGGGGCAGCUGCUCUUUGGGGACGAUGGGUACCUCUACAUCUUUACCGGAGAUGGCGGGAUGGCCGGAGACCCCUUUGGAAAGUUUGGAAAUGCCCAAAACAAGUCGGCGCUGCUGGGCAAGGUGCUGCGCCUCGACGUGGACCGCAACGAGCGCGGCCCGCUCUACCGCAUCCCGCCCGACAAUCCCUUCGUGGACGACCCCGCCGCGCGGCCCGAGGUCUACGCCCUGGGGGUGCGCAACAUGUGGCGAUGCUCGUUCGACCGCGGCGACCCGGCGUCGGGCGCGGGCCGCGGGCGUCUCUUUUGCGGCGACGUGGGCCAGAACAAGUUCGAGGAGGUGGACCUGGUGGAGCGCGGUCGCAACUACGGCUGGCGCGCGCGCGAGGGCUUCGAGUGCUAUGACCGCAAGCUGUGCGCCAACGCCUCCCUCGAUGAUGUGCUGCCAAUAUUUGCCUAUCCACACAAACUGGGCAAGUCAGUCACGGGGGGCUAUGUGUACCGCGGCUGCGAGUACCCCAAUCUGAACGGCCUCUAUAUUUUCGGUGACUUCAUGAGCGGGCGUCUGAUGUCCCUCCGAGAGAACCCAGGGACAGGCCAGUGGCAGUACAGCGAGAUCUGCAUGGGCCGUGGCCAGACCUGCGAGUUCCCUGGCCUCAUCAACAACUACCAUCCGCACAUCAUCUCCUUCGCAGAGGACGAAGCCGGGGAGCUGUACUUCAUGUCAACAGGCAUGCCAAGUGCCACAGUGGCCCGUGGGGUUGUCUACAAAAUGAUUGACCCCUCCAGACGGGCACCCCCCGGCAAGUGUCAGAUCCAGCCUGCCCAGGUGAAGGUGAGGAGCCGCCUCAUCCACUUUGUGCCCAAAGAAAAGUUCAUCCGGAGAGCCAAGAGCACCCCGCGGCCCACAGCACGUGCGACCACUAAGGCGCCCCGUCGCAGUCGCCCCACGGCCACUGCACCGCCUGCGCCCACCCGGCAGCCGGCACGGCCCACCCGGCAGCCGGCACGGCCCACCCGGCGGCCUGGAAGCCGGAAGGGCGGUGGGCGACGGCGGGGGCGACCAGGCACCGCAGACCCUGCGCCCUCAAAUGGCGCCGUACGCCUGGUGCGGCCCGCGGGCCUGAGUCCAGGCCGUGGGCGCGUGGAGGUGUUCGCGGGUGGCCGCUGGGGCACUGUGUGUGACGACCGCUGGGACAUCAAGGCCGCGGCCGUGGUGUGCCGCCAGUUGGGCUUUGCGUACGCCGUGCGAGCCGCCAAGCGCGCCGAGUUCGGGGAGGGCCGCGCACUGCCCAUCUUGCUGGAUGACGUGCGCUGCGCGGGCAGUGAGAAAACCCUGCUGGAGUGCACACAUGCCGGCCUGGGCACGCACAACUGCGGCCACCAGGAGGACGCGGGCGUCGUGUGCAGCCACGAGGACCCCGAUCUGUAGGCGAGUGUAGUCUGUCCCGCCUGACUGUCCUCCGUUGGACCGGAGCCUGGCAGGGCCCUCUGCCCUGUGUGCGCCUGGUGCGUGCACGGGAGUCCGGAGGUGGAGGUGGCCCAUCUGUAAUGCUGUCCUGUGGAUGCGCAUGAGGUGUGCGCAGUGAACAGUGUUCUCUGUGUGUCCCUGCCCAUGUGUCCUCUAGACCAGAAGCCCCAGCACGUGUUGGGGCCCCGGGGCCCUGGGGAUGUGUGGUCCUGGCAGAAGCCAUUCUUUUCUUACCUCUGAGUAUCAGCAGGAGCACAGCCUGGCUAUGGAACCCGGAGCACUGAGGGUGGCCACCCUUCAAGGACAGACAGGGCCCCUGGCUGCAUUAACAGAGUCAUAGCUGGUAGACUGAGGGAGGGGGACCAGGCUUGCCCAGCUCACAGCUGCCAUGGAAGGCCCUAGACCAGCUGAGGAACGUGUAGCUUGAGGAAUGUGGCCCAAAGAGCAUGGACCCGUGGCCGAGCAGUCAGAGGUGCCGAAGAGAACAGAAAAGCAUCCAGUGGGACAAAGAGAAGCCAUCAGACCGAUGGGUCCAGGAUAACCCUUGGGCCAUGUUUGCCCCAGCGAGUGCCUGGGUGGCGGGGUGCUGGCUGCAGGGCACUGGAUGACCUCUGGGAGAAGCCUCCUGGUCAUCUUGAACCUCUAUGAGCCCAUGUGGGUGCUCUGGGGAGGGUGCUGGGCCACCCAACCCUAAGGCCUGACCCUCCUCCCCAGGACAGAGGCCACCCAGCACUGACUAGGCGGAGCUUCCACCUGGCCACUCCCAGCACCCCAGCUCCACUUUCAAGGAGGUGUCGGGGCCACUGGGGCCACCGGUGUCAUCUGAAAUCCCAGGGAACCCUCCCAUUCCUGCAGCCCCACCCCGGGGCCACCAGGCUGUGGGUCCGGUGAGACUACUGAUGCUCUGCCAACAACGUGACUGUUUACAACCCCUUCUUGCCUCAUCUCUCUGAGCCAUGCCUGCCUGGGAGCUGGGGAGGCGGGCAGAGUGGGGAGAUGGGCCUGCAGCCUCCCUCCUGCUCACAGGUGGACGUUCCUUUGCCCACCGAGGGCCUUGGCCCUGGCUCGUGCCAGGGGGCAUCAAGGACAGCUGGGCUCAGCUUCUGAUGGGGAGGGGCAGGGACAUUAAGCAGCUGGUCACUGGGCAGAGAGGAGAGCAUAUGGCCCACACUGGGGGCUGUAAGGGCUCUGGUGGGGCAGCCCAGCCCGGCCUGUGUGUUGUUCAGAGUGCAGCUGGCGCUUGGGGCCGUGUGGCGACGGAGGAAAUGGCUCUGUGAGGCUCUGCUCACCGAAGCUGAGUGUGGGGUCCGGGCUGCAGGAGGAUACUAGAGGGUCACUCUCUCGAGCUCCUCUUACCUCUGAGAACCUGACCCAGAGAGGGGCUGCCUCUGCCCAGCGUCACACAGCUUAGUUCUGGAGUCCUCGGAGCCCAGAGCUUCAGGGAUGUCCCAGGUGUGGCCCAGCACCCAGGACUGCAUCUAUAGCAUCAGCCUUAGGUGACAACACCCCAGGACCCUGACUGGCCCUCACUUGUUCCUUGUUCACCUGCAUCCCUCUGGCAAGCUCCAGCUGGACCAGGGCCCUGGGUAGCCACCUUUCUCCUCUGACAUUAGGAAAGGGCCCCUGUCCCUAACAGCCCUGACAGCUGUGGUCAGCGGUUGAAGGCCAGCAAGCUAGUGGGCAACCUCCAGUUCCCCAAGGCAUCCCUGUGUUUAUACCUUGCAAAUAUUUGACGGCGAGGCUAGAGCCUUGGCUGUGUGCCCUUGGGGAGCUCGCUUAACCUCUCUGAGCCUCACUGGAAAACAGAGAUAAUCAGCAGGAUUAUUGGAAGAAAAGUGAGGUAACAUUUGCAAACAUGCCCCGCUCAUUCCAGGUUGCUUCCUGAGCAGAAUGCUCAAUACCAGGCUGGUGGUGUCCACGCUGGCAGCUGCCAGCUGCAUAAGACAGGGUGGGGAGCGGUACACCAUGUGGAGGGACCAGAUGAGAAUGACCUGGGACAAAUCCUCAAAAUGGAGGGAAAUGAGUCUCUUCACACUAACACGUAGAGGACGCCUUCUUGUUCUCUUACUCCUGCUGAGAACUGGCAUUUAUCGAGUACUUACUAUAUGCCAGGUGCCGCAGGUGUGCCGGCUCAUUUAGUCCUCACAAUGACUCCAUAAGGUACCCUUGACAUCACCAUUCCUCUUUUCCAGAUGAAGGGGCAGAUCCCCAAGGUGACUACUGUGGAACUGGUCUUGGGUCCUAGGUUUAGAGGGCGAGGCGGCUUUGAACCAAAGCCCUCUCCACAGAGCCUGAUCUUUCUCCUUCCCUGGGCUACUGUACCUGUUCCCUGUCAGGACACUCAAGUGAGGGCAGCCACUUCAGAGCCAUCUCUUCUGCCUGCAUCUCCUUCCACGAUUCCUGCCAGGAAACCACUUCCAAUAUGGAGCCAUCUUUACUGGUGGCUCUCAAACGUGAGCAGCAGCAUCUGCAGAGCUGGUUAAAACACAAGUUGCCAGGUCCUAUCAGAGUUUUCUACUCAGUCUUGGUGGGGCCAAGAGUUUCCAUUGUGACACCAGGUGAUGCUGAUGGCCUACAGGCCACACUUUGAGAACAAUUGUCUGUAUACUAGUGCGGUCCAACAGAAAUGUACAUGAGCCACAUAGAUAAUUUCAAAUUCUCUAGUAGCCCUGUUAUAAUAGUGAAAAUAAACAGGUGAUACUCAUUUUAAUUAACCCAACAUAUUAAAAAAUUAUCACUUUAACAGGUAAUUUAAUAUAAAAAUAUCAAUGACUUUUUUUACAUUCUCUUUGUAUUAAAUCAAUGUGGUCUGGUGUGCAUUUUACACACACAGCACAUCUCAAUUUGGACUAGCCACGCUUCAAGUGCUUGAUGGCCACGUGUCCAGUGGCUACCACACAGGUUUGUAGACCUUCCCAGGGAAGAACUACGUGGUUGGCCACGUGCUUGCUAGCGGCGCCCUCUGCUGGUGACUCGCAGUGCGCAGGGCCUCCAACCCGAGCCGUGGUGUGCUCCCGUCUUAUUAUUUAUUUAUUCCCCACUUAAUCACAGGAGAGCUGGCAGGAUUAGAUGAGGUGGCCAUGGGGAGGGAACACAGCCAACACGCCCCAGUCAGGGACAGGGAUGCUCUGUAGACAGAAAUACCAGGUUGAGUCAAGGUCACACUUAGCCAGAGGUCACUCGUGUUGAGCAGUGCACCAGAGAGUGUUCUCGAAUGCCCACUCCUCCCAUUAGCUCUGGUUGGACAGGCUCAGGUUCACAAUUGUACCCCGAGGUUGCUCCAAUCCCUCCUCAUGUGGGGCCCAGACUGUGGCCAGAGCGGUUCAGAACCUUGCUCUGCCCUCCUUGCCCUCAAAGAACAAUUGUUCGGGGUCCUCUCUUCAAAUUGCGUCCAACCCCUGGAGCUUUCAUAGCCCAGGAGGAGCUGUCUGACCUCCCCAUCUUCCUCCGGCUGCU
Messenger RNA from Hipposideros armiger (great roundleaf bat), 10004 nucleotides. It is a transcript of the gene HHIPL1, whose product is annotated as HHIP like 1. The record is from RefSeq and is a predicted model, not a curated record. The coding region runs from base 4488 to 6509 and encodes 673 amino acids. Gene Ontology annotation, cellular component: membrane. The transcript has 11 exons. Lineage: Eukaryota; Metazoa; Chordata; Mammalia; Chiroptera; Hipposideridae.